AUGGAUGAUUUUGACGAUAUUGUAAAACAUGGUUCUAAACACUAUCAUCAACAGCAGACCAAUGAUGAAGCGACAGAUCGCAGCCCCAUUGUUAUUGUAGUGAAUGCCAACCAUGGACCUGGUAAUUUGAUUCUUGAGUCAUCGCCUUCCCCUGGAGGCAAUUCGGAAGCAUCAUCUAGCACAGUGUCGUCAGGUGUUUCAAAUGGUUCAACUUCGCUCUUUGUCACGGCUAAGCACAUUCAGAUUUCACAAGCGCUUUUAGAGCUGGCAAAAACUAACGGCGCUCUACUUGAUUCUUCAUGGUAUCUGGUGCUGAAUACUAUGCAGCAACUCGUAUGGAUGUUGGGACUUAAGUCAGCUCCUGCUAUCACAACCUCUUCAUCAAAACCACUAUCAACGGAUACUCAAACCACUACUGCUUCAAUGAGUCUGGACACGAGCUUCUUUGAAAAUUCAAACACACCCGCGGUGUCCACCCAAGGCGGUGCAGCUGUUUCAAAAGUUGUCGCAAAAUUGCCCAUCCUCUCGCAGACACUUUCAGAUAUCUUUGAGCAAACCAGGUGA
Messenger RNA from Rodentolepis nana, 564 nucleotides. NCBI's taxonomy places the organism in Eukaryota, Metazoa, Platyhelminthes, Cestoda, Cyclophyllidea, Hymenolepididae. The record is from the annotation of a GenBank genome assembly.